GUGGGCGGAAUGAUUUGGCCUGGUUGCCUGGGUGUGUGUAGUUCCGGCUGAAGCGGACAUUUUGUGGAUUUAGAGCCGAGGAUAGACCGGAGUUGGGGAUUGGGGAACGGGGUUUUCAGCCACAUUUUAUUCCCCCAGUUUGGUACUAGACUAUAUCAGCUAACUACUUAGAUUGCUGCUAAACAGAGAGUGGCGAGUUGAAGUAAAGUUCACUGUUUUUUGUUAACGUUGACAAGGCGUCUUGAAGACAGUAAUUAUUAUUUAGCCUGAUAUACACGCGAAACUCGACUGGCUAGCUAGCUACGAUAAGCUAGCAGCAUUCAACGACGCGAGCCCCUUCGUUAAUUGGCAUAUAAAGAAUGGCACUGAAACGAAUUCACAAGGAACUAAAUGACCUGGCCCGUGACCCACCAGCACAGUGCUCAGCUGGGCCAGUCGGAGAUGACAUGUUCCAUUGGCAAGCUACUAUUAUGGGGCCUAAUGACAGUCCAUAUCAGGGGGGUGUGUUUUUCUUGACAAUUCAUUUCCCCACAGACUACCCUUUUAAACCACCUAGGCUUGCCUUCACCACAAGAAUUUAUCACCCUAAUAUUAACAGUAAUGGCAGCAUCUGUUUGGAUAUUUUAAGAUCCCAGUGGUCGCCGGCAUUAACUAUCUCUAAAGUUCUUUUGUCCAUUUGUUCUCUCUUAUGUGACCCAAACCCCGACGACCCUUUAGUGCCAGAGAUCGCUCGCAUCUACAAAACAGAUAAUGAAAAGUAUAAUAGACUAGCAAGAGAAUGGACGGAGAAGUAUGCAAUGCUGUAGGGUUGAGGUACAACAGAAUAGCUCGGGAAUGGACUCAGAAGUACGCCAUGUGAUAACCGGUUCUAAUCAGGCCAGCGUCCAAUUCAUUCUUGUUGGAAUAAAUGUUUACCUAAUUUGCCCCCCCCCCCCCCCC
Molecule: messenger RNA, 939 nt
Organism: Clupea harengus (Atlantic herring)
Lineage: Eukaryota; Metazoa; Chordata; Actinopteri; Clupeiformes; Clupeidae
Gene: ube2d2l
Product: ubiquitin-conjugating enzyme E2D 2 (UBC4/5 homolog, yeast), like
Source: RefSeq, a predicted model, not a curated record